CUGGGCCUGGCGCUCCCCGAACGAGGCCGGGCCCGGGCCUGCUACGCUGGCAGUUUCCCUCAGGAGCGCGGCGCUGGCCUCGCGGGGGCGGGGCUGGCAGGUUGGAGCCGAGCCCGCCCGGAGAGAAGGCCGCUCGGCGGGGUGGGGCUGCCGUGCCGGCCACCGCUCUCCGCCCGCGAGAAGAGCCAUGCAGGCCCAGCCGUGUUCCCGGCGGGAGACGCUAGCCCUGCGGAGGCGGCUCAUCGGCUCUUCCUGCAAGCUCUUUUUUCCUGAAGAUCCAGUGAAGAUUGUUAGGGCAAAAGGCCAGUAUAUAUAUGAUGAACAUGGAAGAGAAUACCUUGACUGUAUCAACAAUGUGUCUCAUGUUGGGCACUGCCAUCCUGAUGUAGUAAAAGCAGCACAUGAACAGAAUCAGUUGCUAAAUACAAAUUCUCGCUAUCUCCAUGAUAAUUUGGUGGAUUAUGCAAAGAGACUUUCUAAAACACUGCCUGAGAAGCUGUGCACAUUCUAUUUUUUGAAUUCAGGAUCAGAAGCCAAUGAUCUUGCCUUGAGAUUGGCACGACAAUAUACAAAACACGAGGAUAUUAUUGUUCUGGACCAUGCUUACCAUGGACAUCUGACAUCCUUGAUUGACAUAAGUCCAUAUAAAUUCAGAAAUCUAGAAGGACAAAAGGAAUGGGUCCAUGUGGUAUGUACAUAUUGCAGCCUAUAUACCUCGACUAUUUCAGUUAAUUUAUUAUCCACCACAUAUGUGGCAUUAUUAAUCAUAAGGCAUUGUUCCCUUGUUCAGGCUCCUCUCCCAGACACAUACCGCGGAAUAUACAGAGAAGACCAUAAAGAUUCAGUCCUAGCCUAUGCCAAUGAAGUGAAAAAAAUAAUUGAGCAAGCACAAAAAAGGGGCAGAAAGAUUGCUGCAUUUUUCAUUGAAUCUUUGCCAAGUGUGGGUGGUCAGAUCAUUCCACCAGAAGGUUAUUUCCAGAUGAUAGCAGAACACGUACACAAGGCAGGAGGAGUUUUUGUUGCUGAUGAAAUUCAGGUUGGCUUUGGCAGGGUUGGCAAAUGUUUUUGGGCAUUCCAGCUUCAGGGAGAGGAUUUCGUACCUGAUAUUGUCACUAUGGGCAAACCAAUGGGAAAUGGGCACCCCAUCGCCUGUGUAGCAACAACAAAAGAAAUUGCAGAAGCAUUUGCAGACACUGGCGUGGAGUAUUUUAAUACAUUUGGAGGAAAUCCUGUUUCAUGUGCAAUAGGUUUAGCGGUUUUAGAUGUGAUUGAGAAGGAACAUCUUCAGGCCCAUGCCACACAAGUAGGCAACUUCUUGAUGGAAUUACUGAAUCAGCAGAAGGUCAAGCAUCCUAUCAUCGGUGAUGUCAGGGGUGUUGGAUUAUUUAUUGGAGUGGAUUUGAUAAAAGACCAAGAGAAAAGGAUCCCAGCUACUGAAGAAGCUGAGUAUUUAAUAACAAGAUUAAAGAGAGACUAUAUUCUGUUGAGUACAGAUGGUCCAGGAAGAAAUGUGCUUAAAUUCAAGCCUCCACUGUGCUUUACUAUGGACAAUGCCAAAUUAGUUGUGGACAAAAUGGAUGAAAUAUUAACAGACAUGGAAAGAGAAAAGACAUGUGAGCCAGUAGGAAAACACCAUUAACUUUAGGCCUCAGCUCUAUCUGGCCAGGUAAGCAUUUUAUCUUGUGCAGUUUGUUUAAUUAGAAUGCUAAGAUCACUAAACUAGUAAUGACAGUGCAUUUGGUGUAAAGAACUAACCAAUCAAAUGUUUCUGUAGUAUUUUUGCAAAAUAGAUGCCCCCUUCUGCUAUUCUAAUCACUAUUUUGAUUUAUGUAGGAUCACUUCGGCUUCUCAGCCUGCCCAACAAUCUAUUCUCCCUCAAGUCAAAUGCCUGUUUUUUGGUAUAAUUAAAUCUUUAUCCUUAAAGCACUUCAAAAUUUGACUACUCCAAUAGUAGCUGGAUCCUUUAGAACCUGCUGCUAUUAAAAGAAUAUCACCUACUGAGCUGUCUGUUUAUGGUGAUGGAGAGGGUAGUUGGUUUUCAGUGUAUUUCAUUGUGUUGGUUGCUGCUUAUGUGACUGUUCUACUGAACCCUUGAGUAAGGCAAGCACAACUUGGUCCAUGCUGGAAUCUACUCUAUUCUCCUUGAGUAAUCAAAGAAGAAAAAACAAAUACUCUUUCUGCUUCCUAUAAGGCUCAGUAUGUGACAGAGCCCUACCCUAUUUAAAUUGAUGCCAUUUGGAAUUCUGCCAGUAAAGGGAGUGACAAUAAGACCAGAAGCAAAAACACAAUGUGGUGAACUAAAGAGAAACCUUAAAAUCCUUGUGCAUUGCAUCAGAAGUUAACUUUAGUUCAAGCAAAUGCUGUAUUAUCAGCUACAAAAGGUCAUGCCAACAUUACCUGUUUUAUUCAAGCAUGAAAAAGUUGCUUCUGAAUUAGCAUAUAAGUAGCAUACCUUAACUAGUAUUUAGUCUAGGUUUGUGAAAUUAAACAGCAGGCAGAGGAAUCUUAGGGCCUAAUUUAAUUGUCAUUAAGAUUAGAGACACUGACUGCUGUAGGGGCUGGAUGCAUACACCUGAAAGCUGACAAUGUAACUGAUCACACAACUUUAUGAAGGCAGUUCUCCUUUUUAGUUGCUUAUUUCCUACAUCAUACAAGAAACAGUUGCUACAGUACAUGGCAAAAAGUCUGCAACUUUGCUUUAAAUACAAUUUAGGAGGAGAGGUAUUGAUUUAGUUUUUCCUCCAUGUAAAGAAAAUAUUAAACCUGAUACAUACUUUACAAUGUUAUCUUUCAUCCAGACAGUAAUUUGACAAAAUGUACUAUAAAGGAUCAUUAAAUCGAUCAUGUUUCCCCAUAACUAGUGCACAUUUAAGCUAAACAAUUACGUUUGAAGCUGCAAUGUUUAGUAAUGCUUCUUUAGCAGUGAAAAGCUUUAGAGAAAAUAAAUAGGCAUUAUGACAUAAAAUUGUUUGCUUCAGCUGUAGCAAAGGUGGUGUGGGAUUCUCUUAAUUAGCAGCCAGUUUCAGAAAACAAUGACUACCUAGGAAUUAUUUUCCUAUUCUAGCUCUUAUGUACCACACUUUGCAGCAUUUCAUUUUUCUGGUUUGAGCUAUUCCAGUGACUAUAACCAUCUCAGCUAGGCCAAACAUUCUACCAUCCCAUAGUACCCAACUAGAGAGCAUGCAGACCCCAUUAAUCAUAUGUAUCGGUCCUUAUUUUGCCAUACUUCAGGGUCUCACCAGCUAUACCACCUGAUUUUGUGCCAAUAUAAGGUUUAAACAGCUAGACUGGUUUUCAGCCAUAGUUUUCAAACAGAUGACUCUCAGUACCUAAGCUCCCUGUGAAUUGCCUUCCGAGGACAUGUUUAGUGAGGAAAGAGGAGGUCCAAUCUAAACUGCCCACAGAUGACAUUCUGUGUCCUUGACAGACAGAGUACGUAUGGGCAAUGAAGAUACCUUUGUACAUGCAUGCUCUCACUGGGUAGCUUGAGGUACUCUUCAACAGCAAUGGAACACAUCUCAACUACAACAAAAAAGGAAUGGUAAACUCUGCUUUGGAGUAUAAGCACCCUCAGUUUUUGCUUCAGGCUCUAAUCACUGCACCCAGGAUCCAACUCCACAAGUCUCAGUGUGACAGCCUGCUCCUUAACCCACAAGCUGCUCUAUAUGCACUUGCUGGCUAAUGUACACUUCAUGAGGGAUAAUGGUGAGUUCUCUCUGCUGAACUGUUUCUAGAACUAGUUAAAAUAUCUGCUUAUUUCCCACUCCCCAAACCCCCAUGGUUAUGUAAUUAUUUAAGUUCUCAGAGUUCAGCUUCAUUAUUUUUUAGCUGUGUUUUUACUGAUUUUAGAAAAAAAAGUUAUGGCAUGUAGGAUUACUUGUGUUCCAUUUUAUUUUGCAUGCUCCCCUACCUUGAGGUAAAUGAAAAGGUAGUGAUCAGGGAGGGAAGAACAGCAACAAACUACAGCAUUUAGCUCACAUGAUCUACCUGGAGCACUUCUAUAGCAACUUCAAAAGAGUCAGAUUCACAGGGUGUUUCCUAAUGGCAGUGGGAUAGUACAACAGUAAGAUACAGGAAGUUAUAUACAGUCUAGAGGUUUAAGUACUUUCCAAGAAUAAGGUCAGAUGGAGGGGUAGACUUUGUAUCUGGUUAUUUACUUUCUGCUAGCCUCUACCUAUCAAAUGGUGGGACAUGCAGCUCUUUCCCUCCUGAUGGCAGAUUCCAGAGGGAGUUCAAAGCUGUAAUACACCUGUGCUAGCUAUGCCUCCUUUUCCAGCCUGCUGCCAGAUAGUUCAUUCCACAUGUGUGUAAAAACUUGUAGAAUAGGAUUAGUAAGUUAAGUGUACUCCCAACAGUAGGCCAGGGUCUACAUCCAGAACUACUGAAAUUAAAUACUGUUCCCUGGCUAGGAAGCCAUCCAGGGAGAGCAGAAAGAUAUAGUCAGGUAAGAAGUUUCCAGUGCUGCAGUUUAGUAUCUCUCACACUUCCAUUGCUUAUGAGAAGUAGUGAGGAGUUAACUUCUCUCUCAUCCCUCCCUAUUUCAGUUAACUGCACAAAAUGGCAGUGCUACUAUACUAGACCAGGGAAGCUGCUGCAGAGAACAAAAAACCCACUUUUUACAGAGUCUAAUAAAGGUGUUAAGUAGAUGAUCAUGUUGCUGCCUUGCAUAUCUCUAUCAUGAAAGCACAAGCUCUUUCCACCACAAAGUCACCAUAGAUCUUGUGGAGUGAGCCUUGAUGCUAUCAGGAACAGAAGCACUGACACCUUAGCACCUCAUUUGAAAGCAAGUAAUAAGCCUGUUUUUGUCAGUUCAGUGCACCGGAUAUAAUCUUUAGUGCUCUUUAAACAUCUGAAGUAUGCUACAGUUUUCUGUUCGGUGCUGUGCCUUUGGACAGAAUGAAGGGAGUAUAAUUUCCUUGUGAGGUAGGGAAUGCUGAUUCUGGGAUUGUUAGCAGCAUGUUAUGUUACAAUAGAGUUCUACUAUUGUAUAGAAGUGACACUUCAGGAACUCACCUAGUAACUAGAAGACACUUUUCAUGGAUAGGCAGAAUGGAUAUACAGGUCAGUGGCUCAACAGGUUGUGUGGCAUGGGCUUUUAAUGCCCUUGGUAGGCUUCCACAAAGAUUGGCUGAACCACUUGCUGCUCUGAGAAGUCUGAAUACCUGACAGUUCUGUGUCAAGGAACCAGAGGAUCCUGAAAAUAGGAUGUUUCUUAUAAGCAGACACAUGGCAUAUUAUGGUGCUGGGCAAAAGUCUCUUGUCUACAUCUUCCUGAAUAAAGUCCAGGAUCCUUGAUAUUUGUUGUACUGUUAACACCAUGAGCUAAACCUAGUCCACAUGGAGGAGCAGGCCUUUAGUAUUGAAGCUCACCUAGUACAGAGGAUGAUUCCACUCCCAGUGGAGGAUAGCUCUAGCACAGCUAAUACUUCCCAUCUCAAUAGCCAGGUGAUCAGUUGUAGAUUAUUUAGGUAUGGAUAGAGGAAUAGGCCAUGGUAAAGGAUGUCUCAUCUCACAAGUAGCUGCAACAGGGGCUCCAAGUUCAGUUCUAUCAGAUUGGAGAACCAUGGUCUCCUUGGCCAGUGAAGACCUAGCAUUAUCAGGUUUGCUGCUUCUCUUCUCUGGAAGUAGAAAGGGCAGAAAUGCAUAUGCAGGCUUUGGGGCUAUCUGUGCAAAAGAGCAUCUGUCCCCAGGGAUUCAUCUGAUGGAGUAUUUCAAAUGUUUGUUCUUUUGAUUGGUGAAUAGGUUGACUACCAGAAGGCUGAACUUGUGCAAAAUCAGCAUGGACUUCCUGAUUCAGGCACUGUUCUGAGUCUGCUGAGCCAAGUCUGUCUUAUGGUUCAGCUCUCCUUUUACACAUAUUGCUCCUCUAGCAGGGAGAAUCCUCUUUGCCCAUUCCUUAUGGGUUAAUAUACACCUGAAUGGGAGUCUUGUCUGACUGAAUCAGAAGCCCUCUAUAUAGUUCUGGAAUCUCCAUAACACUAGUUUACACAUUUGAGCUCCACAGGUCAAUGCUCGUUCCCCAGGAAGGCCUGGCACUGUCCUGUGGCCCAGAUAUACUUCCCAUUUUAUCUAGGCACAAGUACCUGUGAGUCUGAAAUGCAUACAGGGAGACUCUUGUCAAUGUUCUGUGGGAUAAUGCAUUAGUUGAGUGUUCAACACAGGGCUCAGAACCAGCACCUGAUGCUGCCUGCAUUCCUGUGAAUGGGUCUGUGCUUUUAUGAGCAAGUACUAGAGGCAAUGUAUAUGGAUCCUUGUCCAUGAAAUCAGGAAGACCAGCAUCUGUGUCAAUAUUUAGUUAUGGUCCAUGCUAUGCAUAUCAAGUUCUGGAUCUUGAGGAAUUUGUCUAGCCAUGGGUAGAUCUCUGUAGUCACUGAAGUGAAUGCCAUGGCUCUUGCACAAAGUCUCAUUGUAUCCAGUGAGAUCUGCCACAAAGGCUUCAUAAUGAAGCUACUGUGGCUCUUACAAAGGACAGGAUACUCUGAGGGUAGCUACUGCACCUUUGAGUCCCUUUUACCUCCUCUAGCAGGUGGAUCUUUAGGAGAGAGAGAUUCAGUAUGAUUACUGCAGCAUCAAUUUAUAACAGCAUUUUGUUUGGCUUACAAUUUAUAUCUACAGCUGGGCCUGCUUAUGCUGUGACCCUUAUCAAGGUAUAGCCUGUUUGUCUUUGAUCACAUCCUUAAAGGGCUGCAGCAGUAUUGUUGUCUCAGGCAGAGAUUUAGAAAGUAGCUCUUUAAGAGCUGAGUUAGCACCACAACUUUUGUCAUGGCUGAGGGGAAGUUAGAGUCUGGAAGCAAAGCUCUGAAGUGCUGGUUCAGGGUGGUGAAGGCUAUCCCCUGCUUAUUAUGCAGGGGAAGAGUAGCUUUCUAUGCCAACAAAAAAAAGCUAAGCUGCUAAAGAACUGGUGGGAGCAAAGUGGUAGUUGACUGCUGCUGCCACCACCACAGCCAGAGACUAGGCAGCAGAUUGGGGGGGAGGGGGUGCAUACAUGUAUUAGCUCUAGCCCUGCUACAGCUUUGAACUGCUUCUGGAAGUUGCUGUAUUAAGCAUUUGGGGAAAUGAUGCAGCUGUAAAGCCAGAAAAGGAGAUGAGAAGUUUCAGAUACUAAAGCUGCUUCCUGUUAAAUCAUGGUCACAAUGCCCUUUAAAGUAACCCAUCUCUAAAUACAUUCUACUGAAAAAAACUUCCAAAAAACCUUAAUUUGAGCCCUAAUUUGUAAAUAUUUAGAUAGUAAAUGAGUGCUAGAAUUACAUCUGCUGUUAGUCCUGACAAUUUACCUAAUACUUCUACAGUAGAUGGUUUCCACCAAGUCCACAAGCAUUAGACCCCAGUAACACCAUUGCCUUUUUGGUACACUUACUCCAAAUAGAGUUAAGUUUGCAUUCCAUAGUACAGAAAGUAAUUAAAGUGGGAAAGGAAAUGCUACAGAAGUUGCAACAGAAUGAGCCAUCAAGAGAAGGAGUCAAUUAAUUGUGUGAGAGGGGUCAUCUUGUAGUCUUCACAGUUGCUCUGUUGGUUGAAAUUUUAGUUCAAUUUUUUUAAACUAUGUUUACAUAACUGCUUCAAAUUUAGUUGUCUCUGCUACACUGAAAUAUCAAAGCUGUGACUUUGAAACAGUUCCUCCAGCUUCCAUCAAGAAAGCAUAACAGUGGGUGUCAUUAAAUAGAGUACUCUGACCUGGUAUUUGGAGUAGUCAACCUCUACUCACUGCAGUAUAGUUAAUGUAAGAUUAAAAAAGUGAGGAAUUUUGAUUAGUGGCCCUGGAGAAAGUGUAGCCCACACAAUUUUGGACUGGCAUUUUAAAUAUGCCAGUUUUAUCUUUUCUGGCUUUUUAUAAAUUAAAGCAGAAAGGAAACAACCUGUAAAGUUCAGCUUGUCUUGAAUGUCAAAUAUAAAGUUCUGUCUCACUUUUCCUGGAAGGCUGGAAAACUGAAAAAGAUUAGUCACAAAUUCAAGGAAAUGAGACCUGCACACAAAUGAGCCGGAUUUCAGUCACUGUUUAAGACACCUUUUAACAAUGCCUGCUAAAAGCAGGUGGAAAGAGGGAUUCUUCCCAACUUAGUCUCCCCUUCACCCCACAGUUCUCUGAUCCUUCAAUGAAGCCACCUGCAACAAACAUACAUUCUCAAUUUGCAGCCCACUCAGCAGAGCUGCAGUCUGUGACAUCCUCAGGACCAUACAGGUAGUAUUGGAUGCAGCCCACAUAAAACAAAUGGUAAAUAGCUUGAGAACCACUGGCUUACAGUUUGGCUUUUCUAGGAACCAGAGGCAAAGUCAACUACUAGUACCCAAUUAAGCUUAAAGAAGAGUUUAAUAUCUGGAAGACAAGAUAUUCAAAAGCCACCACCACUCCUGGAUAGCUCAAUUUAAGUGAGGGAUUUCUACUGAAUUUUCUGUUCUGUAAUAUCACACUUGAGUUGGGAGCUGAUGGCUCAUUUUCAAGUGUGAGCACACCGACCAACACAGUCCAGUUUUAGAGUCCAACCUUUAAACUGUGACAAGAUUGCUAUGAACAACUAAUUUUACUUCAGUUCUGGAAGCAGUACACUAGAGUUGUACUGAUACAGCUGAAGAAUGGUACACGACACUAGAUUACACCUUUUUUAUUUCAAAAGCUAGGAUAGCUUCAAUAUCCAUGUCAUGGUGAAUCAGAACACAUGUAAAAUACCUUACAAUACAUUAGAUUCCAAAAAGGUACCAAAAAGUACAGUAAAAUUAACACUUCCAUUACAGGAAAUGUAUGACACAAAAACAAUACAAAAUAAAAAGGUGGAAAGUGACACUGGUUCCCUAAGAUACAUCUCAUUCUGUACAACUGGAGUAAUGCAGAGUCCAUAGUAAACUCCAAGAGGCAGUCCCUAGUUGCAGAGCUGCAGCUUUAAGCAGACCCUCAAAAUCAGUUUCAGUUUAACCUAUUAAUAAAAUCAUUAAUUAAUAUCUUCAGGAAGGCUGAAGUUUACACACCACACUGUCUAGACAACUAGUUAUCUGUAAAUAUUAAACAUGUAAGACAUUUCCAGGGAGCUCUUGAGUAAGAUGCACAUUUAACAGGCCAUAGAAAUUUAUUGUAAAGUUAAAUUUGGUACAUAAUUGUAAUAUCCAUCUACAGCAUUGAGUACAAAACCUAUGCAGUCAUUUUCUAAAAGAGACCAUGCCACUGCAUACCUGAAUAAAUUUGAUCAAUAUGGCUUGUAAUUAUUCUGAUGACCACCACGUCUUGGACUUUUCCCAUAAUUUGCACUGCCUUGACCUAUGAACAAGAGAUCAAAUGCAUUAAACUGCUAUUACUUGUGUGCGCUUAUACCCAAUACAUUUCUCUUUACUUACUGUAAUCAUAGCCUGGUCCAUAUUCAUAAUACCCACAUCCUGAAUAAUCAUAGCCUCCAUAGCCACCAUAACCUUGCUGAUAGCCGUAUCCUUGAUUCCCAUAACCCUGGGUCCAGUAAUUGCCAUAACCUUGAUUCCAAAUUUGACUUUGAGCUACAGAAGGGAAAACCAUCCACAAAAUCCCAUUUUAGUACAAGCAUCUUAGUUCUGAAUGCGUCCAUACUUAAGUAGCGUGUGGAACACUUACCACCUCUUCCACCUCUGCCUCUUCCUCCAUAGCUGCCUCUUCCUCCACCACUACUGAAUUGUUGCUGCUGGUAUACUUCCUUCGGCUGUGCUACCUUGAUCUCACACUAAAAAAAGCAAGGAGAGCAAUGUGCAUAAGUACAACUCUGCCUUUGUAAUGGAAAAUAUAAAGUAGGCGAGCUGUGAUUUUACUGGUCUACUACAGUGGCUCUCAACCUUUCCAGACUACUGUACCCCUUUCAGUAGUCUGAUUUGCCUUGUGUACCUCAAGUUUCACCUCACUAAAAACUUACAAAAAAUUGCUUACUUCCUCAUUGAGCACGCCACUGGUCAAGAGGAUCCAAAUAAACGCAAAUACCAAAAGUUUAAGUUGGUACUCUUUUGCAGAUUUGAGGUUUUAAAUGAACAGUGCUUGUGGAUAUUCCACUCUUGUUUACUGUUGCAAGGUCACCAGGGAGUGCUAUUAAAAGGGCACAGUCAAACUAAAGAGGUUUGAAAGAAUGUUAAAUUCGCUACAAGCUAUUAAAGCUUAAAUUUUGUCCUCAGUUUUAAAUUUAUGCAUUUAACAAGCACCUCAGCUAAUUUGUGUAGCCUCACAAUGAAGUUAUCUACCCUAAAAUAUUAGGGUUAUUUUAAAACUGCAAGGGGACUUGUACGUGUCUAGCAGCUGAACUCCUUUUCUGAGGUUAACAGUCCUUUACACAACUUGCUGCAGUAUCAGCAGAAAAAAGUUUAUUCUUUGAGAAAUCCUAGAACUGUAAUGCCAGAGCCCUUCAAAUAAUAGUCCAACUUAACUAAUGAAAUAUAAAUGGUCCUUAUUGCAUCUGUGUACCUGAAGACCAGAAACAGUCACUAAACUGAAUCUCAUACUUUCUGAAAUAGUGUUGUAAACUAGAUACCAACUUCCAAAAUCAGGGAAAUAAUUGCUUCAAUUUGAAUCAUUUCCUACCUUGCUUCCGCUAACAUUAUGGAAUUUUUUUUCCAAGAUCUUCUUGACUGGAUCUUCUUCCUUGAAAGUGAUGAACACAAAGCCUCUCCUUUUGUUGGUCUUUGGAUCCAUUGGAAGUUCAAUUGCUUCAAUCUGAAAACAUGAAGUACUACAACUUCAGGACAAUUACUUUUCACUGUAUUGUUACUGUUCUGUAUUUCAUGCUGAACAUGUUACAUACAAAUACCAUGAUUAUGCUAUUCUGUUGGCUUUAACUUCCUUAAGCCAAUUCACACAAGUUUAGAGCUCUAGCCUUGCAAAAUAGGAUUUAAAUAUGGUGACAAACAAGUGCACAUCUGGCAAUUUCUGCAUGGAGCUGUAGUGAUGGUCAUCUUUUUAUGUGUAUGACUUUUUGAACGUCAAACCCUUAAUUUUAAAUUACUACUAUACAAAUGCUUAAUGUUUAAUAGUUCAAGGCAUUUUGGAACAGAUGUAAACUUGAAGAUCCAGUCUAUGUUCAGUUUACAAAAUGUAAUUACAGGAUAUUCUGUUCUGUUUCAGCACGUACCAGGAUUAAGUUACAUACCUCUCCAAACUCUCCAAAGUAUUCCCGGAUUUUCUCUUCUGUGGCUUCAGGGUUAAGUCCACCAACAAAAAUUUUCUUCACUGGAUCUUUCUUCAUUGCCAUGGCCUUUUUGGGGUCAAUAAGUCGCCCAUCUAACCUGUGUUCUUUCUGUUCCAAUACCUGCAAAUAAUUUGGUAUGGCAAGAUUAAUUCAUGCAAAAGGAGAUUUUCACUAGACUUUAGAAAGCUCAGAGGUAUAAUCUUAAACUCACCUUGUCAACACUUCCAGCUUCUUUGAACAAAAUAAAUCCAAAACCUCUUGA
Molecule: messenger RNA, 11385 nt
Organism: Chelonia mydas (Green sea turtle)
Lineage: Eukaryota; Metazoa; Chordata; Testudines; Cheloniidae
Gene: PHYKPL
Product: 5-phosphohydroxy-L-lysine phospho-lyase
Exons: 11
Coding region: 188-1639 (483 amino acids)
Cellular component (GO): mitochondrion
Molecular function (GO): pyridoxal phosphate binding; transaminase activity
Source: RefSeq, a predicted model, not a curated record